CUAAUGGCCUCGGUGAAUCUUAGGUCCCGGCCCCCGGAUCUCCAGCAUCGUCUGAUUGAUGUAUCACCAAACAGCCGUCACCGCUGGCUACGAGAGCUGCUGCGAGAGGGAGGGGCGGGAUCCUCGGCACGUUUCUAUAUCGUCCCUUGACUAGACGGUUAUGGGUCCCCAUGCCCAUCUCCGUACUGUACGGGCCCCAAACCCGAGCACAAACUCUCUCCUUCGUAUUUGUUGCUGCCGCUGGUGCUGGUUCCUGGCUGUUCCGUACUGCGGACGAGACCAAGACCGCUCAUGUCUUUGAAAGGAGGGAGGAGCAUAGGCGAGCGAGAAAGGAAGCUCGGUGCACCUCUUUGCCAUGACCUCCGAGCUCCUGAAACCCCAGCUGCUGGUCGAGACAGACCGUUUCCCCGGGCUGCGAGAUGCAUGGUAAGCCUCGGUGUCUGCCCGACGCCGGGCCAAUGCCAUCUGAGCGCAGGAAUUGCUCCACAGCACAAAGCUGGGGAAAACUCAAUCCGUAUCUGGCCCUAA
Colletotrichum destructivum is the source of this 528-nucleotide messenger RNA. RefSeq lists its product as uncharacterized. The coding region runs from base 292 to 528 and encodes 78 amino acids. The record is from RefSeq and is a predicted model, not a curated record. The transcript has a single exon. Lineage: Eukaryota; Fungi; Ascomycota; Sordariomycetes; Glomerellales; Glomerellaceae.